GCUGCACACGUGUGACAACAACACGUCGAGAGUCAUGGGGAAGCGGCGGCAGAAUAAACAGCUCUUCACAAAUUUGUCCAAAAAACAGAAGAAACACUUGAAGGAGUUUGGAGAGGAGCAUCCAUUUCACGACGUUGUGAAUGAAAGACCUGAAAGGACCCAGAUUGUGGACCUGCCGUCAAGCCCAGAACAAUCUGACUCAGAACCUGUAAACAGGGAAGAGGAAGAAGAUGAAGAACCGGAGCAACAAACUGCCUAUCAGAAGCUUCUUUCAACGCUUAGUGAACCCACAGCUGAUGCCCAAAGCCACGAGGAUGAAAGCAGUGAUGACGAGGAGGAAGAGCUCCUCUUUGAAGAGGGUAAUGUUGAAGCUGAGGAUGCAGCGGAAGAGGAACAUGAAGAAGAGGAGCGUGGUGAUGAAGAGGAGGAGGGGGUUGAUGAACAGAAAGAGGUGGCAGGAGAUAAAGAGUUUGUGGACAAGGAGCAUGAGUCUGCGUUCUGUCUGGAGACCAACUUCAUAGAAAAAGGAGAACAGGAUGAAAACAUUCCACAACACAAGAACAGUACAGACAUGUUUUUGGUCCAUCUGGAUACCGAACUCACUGAAGAGGAUGUGCUUAACAUUACAUCUGGCUCCAAAUCCAAAACUCAGAUCCCGUGGGCAAAGCUGGGAAACCUUCUCUGCACCAAUCCUAUUGAAAGGUUCGGCCCCAUCGGCCCCCAAAAAGACACAAACCAAACUGUUUUCCAUAAAGUUUUGGAGAGCAGCUGGAGGAAUCUGAACCAGUCAUUUAAUCCUAAAGGACAGGUCGAAGAGAUCAGCCCCCUCCAGAUGGAGCUGCUGUCUCUCAUGGGGUCCUACAAGGACCUGUAUCACCCAGAGGCGUGCCAUUUGAAGCAGGGCCCAUAUGUUCGCAGUGCAUAUUGCCUGCAUGUGCUCAACCACGUCCUGAAGGCCAACUCUAGAGUCCUGGCUCACAACACCCAGCUGAGAGAGCAGAAGAGUCAGUCUAAAGCUGGAGCUGAACCACAGGAAGAACCCAGAGACCAGGGACUGACCAGGCCAAAGGUUCUGAUCCUAGUUCCAUUCCGGGGGGCCGCUCUGCAAGUUGUCCACACUCUCAUCAGCCUGCUGGAGACCAAAGGCAAGAAGAUAAUCGUCAGCAACAAGAAGAAGUUCAAGGAGGAGUUUGGAGAAACGGAGGAAGAAAAACCAGCCAACCUGCGCCGGCCUGAUGAUUACCACGCCGUCUUCUCUGGCAACCUGGACGAUCACUUCAGGAUAGGUGUGUCCAUAGUGAGGGGCAACAUGCGUCUCUACGCCCCCUUCUACUCAUCAGACAUCAUCAUUGCGUCUCCGCUCGGCCUCCGAACGGUGCUGGGAGCAGAAGGAGAGAGUAAGAGAGACUACGACUUCCUGUCAUCCAUUGAGCUGCUGGUGCUGGAUCAGACUGACGUCUUCCUCAUGCAGAACUGGGAGCAUGUCUUGCAUGUGAUGAAGCACAUGAACCUGCAGCCGCUGGACUCCCACGGAGUCGACUUUUCCAGAGUGCGGAUGUGGAACCUGAACAACUGGGCCAGCCACUACAGACAGACGCUGGUGUUCAGCUCCAUCCAGGACCCGCAGAUCAACAACAUCCUCACUAAACACUGUGCCAACUACAGAGGACAGAUUACAACAAAAAACAUGCCAAAGACAGGCUCCAUCUGCCAGGUGCUGGUUCAGCUGCCUCAUGUGUUCCAGAUGUUUUCAUCCGACAGCUUCAUGAAUCAAGAUGCUCGGUUUCAGUUCUUCAUUGAUAAAGUACUUCCUCAGUACAGGGACUCUGUCAUGUCCCACACUCUCAUCUACAUCCCGUCCUACUUUGACUACAUCCGACUGCGAAAUCACAUGAAGAAAGAGGAGAUUAACUUCACGUCCGUGUGCGAGUAUUCCAGCAAGUCAGAGGUCUCUCGAGCCAGGCAUUUCUUUCUGAAAGGAGAAAAACAGUUCCUGCUCUUCACCGAGCGCUUCCACUUCUACAAAAGGUACACUAUCAAAGGGAUGAAGAACCUGAUAUUUUACGGCCUGCCCACCUUCCCCCACUUCUACAGUGAGGUGUGCAACAUGCUGGCAGCAGGAGGUCAGGGGGAGGAGGCCAGCUGGACCUGCACUGCCCUCUAUUCCCGCUACGAUGCCCACAAGCUGGCUGCCAUCACCGGAGCCCAGCGAGCCGGACAGAUGCUGCACUCCAACAAAAACGUUCACCUUUUUAUCACAGGAGCAGAGGACAAAGCCUGAACUGAUAACAUCCCAGCAAACGUGCUUGUUACUAGUUUUAUCAAUAAAUUGUGACUCUUUCUUUUCCUAUCGCAAAUAUUAAUUGGUUUAUUGGAUUUGUUGAUGCAUUUCUAAAGGGACCAUAAAAAAUCUAAUCUUACAUAAACAUUACCAUAAUGGUUGUUCAGAAGUGCUGAUUACCAGGGAAAUAUUUCCUCAUCUGUUUGUUGGUUUGAGUGCUUUGAUUUAGCGACAUCAGAGCUGAUUAAAUCAUUUUUGUGACUCAGGUGUAUUGAAAGUGUCAAAUAUGGAAGCCUGUUUGUACCAAUAGUCAAAAAAAUAUAUCACUCCCAAUAAACGUUACAAAUGAA
Molecule: messenger RNA, 2631 nt
Organism: Xiphophorus couchianus (Monterrey platyfish)
Lineage: Eukaryota; Metazoa; Chordata; Actinopteri; Cyprinodontiformes; Poeciliidae
Gene: utp25
Product: UTP25 small subunit processor component
Exons: 12
Coding region: 35-2281 (748 amino acids)
Biological process (GO): maturation of SSU-rRNA from tricistronic rRNA transcript (SSU-rRNA, 5.8S rRNA, LSU-rRNA)
Cellular component (GO): nucleolus; small-subunit processome
Molecular function (GO): U3 snoRNA binding; rRNA binding
Source: RefSeq, a predicted model, not a curated record